GUGAAGCAUGUAAUCUGUGGUGAAGCUAAGCAAGUUUGACGAUUGACGACGCCGCUUUAUAGGCGUUUUUGUUUUCAUAUAACUAUUAUUAUUUGACUGAACAAUAUUCAAAUAUAUUAGCAUAGAUCGGGAGCUGAGUAAGUUUGUAUAAUGACGACUAUAUGUCCUAAGAAGGACGGUGGGCCAAAUGCCGAGUUUUUCCAAUCGCCAGAAUCACUAGCCCAAUUUGAUCAAAUUCGUGUUUGGUUGCAGAAAAAUUGCAAGAAGCAUGUGCAGACUGACCCACCUACAAAGGAGGGCCUGGCCCAACUGGUGGUGCAACUCAUACAGUACCAAGAAAAUAAAUUGGGGAAGAAUGCAUCUGAUCCACCAUUUAUCAGGCUUCCAAUGAAAGUAUUCAUGGACAUGAAGCCAGGAGGUUCUUUGUGCACAGUGCUCGCCACCAUGUUCCGCUUCAAGUCGGAGCAGCGGUGGCGCAAGUUCGACUUCCAGGUCGGUAAGAACCCAUCCCGCAAAGACCUGAACGUGCAAAUGAUGAUGGAGAUAGAAUCUUCACUCAACAGUGCGGAGGUGGUACGCACUCCAUGCGUGUACAUCCGUCCGGAGGUGGACAAGGCUACCGUGAAUAAGAUUAAGGAGAUCAUCGGACAACAUGGAGAUAUUUGUGAGGACGAAGAAGACGCUACGCACAUAAUCUAUCCUCUAGUGGACCCGCUGGAAGAGGAGUACGCUCGGCCGGUGUUCCGACGGGGGUCGCACGUGCUGGUGCACUGGUACUAUCUGCCCGACUCCCACGACACCUGGGCCGCCGCCGACUUGCCUGUGGACGUCCCAGAGACAGCAAACUGGGAGUGCGUGCGUUCGGAACCUUGGAGAGUAUCAGCGUCGUGGGUGCUGGACCUGCCGCAGUACAACGAGUGGAUGAACGAGGAGGACUACGAGGUGGACGCCGGAGGCAAGAAGAAGGUGCACAAGCUGCGCCUGUCUGUGGACGAGCUGCUGCCGGGCGCGGAGCCCUCGGCCAAGGGCAAGAAGGCCGGCAAGAGGAAGCGCUCGCCCUCCCCGCCCCCAACCAAACACAACAAGCGCAAGAGCCGCAUAACGAAGCGACGCGACAACGACGCAGAAGACGAGGAAGACAAUGCCUCUCGAGACAACACGGACGCGGCGCCCACGCCCGACAGCGAGAAAGCUGCUGAAACGCCGACGCCGGCGGCCGAGCCCGCGCCGGCGCCGGACGCCCCGGCGACGCCGGCGCCGCCGCUCGACGCACACGAGGACUCCCAGGGCAAGCACUCCGACUCCAAUACGCAGGAAAUGCUGAUAAAGGAGGAGCUGGAAGACAACGUGACGGACCAAACGCACCACAUCGUCGUACCGUCCUACUCCGCCUGGUUCGACUAUAACUCCAUUCACACCAUAGAGAAGCGGGCGCUGCCAGAGUUCUUCAACGGCAAGAACAAGUCUAAAACGCCGGAGAUUUACUUGGCUUACAGGAACUUCAUCCUGGACACGUAUCGCCUGAACCCCACAGAAUACCUGACGUCGACCGCGUGCCGCCGCAACCUGGCAGGCGACGUGUGCGCCAUCAUGAGGGUGCACGGCUUGUUGGAGCAGUGGGGGCUCAUCAACUACCAGCUGGAAGCGGAAUCUCGGCCCACAGCGAUGGGUCCGCCGCCGACGUCGCAUUUCCACGUGUUGUCAGACACUCCUUCCGGUCUGCAGCCCUUGGUUGCUAGGAGACCAGCAGAGAACGCGGCGGUGCCGAAGGUGGAGGCGGGACUGCCCAACGGCACGGAGGCGGCGCCCGGCGCUCCGCCCGCGCUCAAGGCGGAGCCCGGCCGCGAGCUGGGGGCGGAGCCCGGCCUCAAACUCGACCAGUACCGCGGCAUGGGCGGGCGCGGACGCGAGUGGACGGAGCAGGAGACGCUGCUGCUGCUGGAGGGGCUGGAGCUGCACCGCGACGACUGGAACCGCGUGGCGGCGCACGUGGGCACGCGCACGCAGGACGAGUGUAUCCUGCACUUCCUGCGCCUGCCCAUCGAGGAGCCCUAUCUGCACGAACACGCGGACGGCGGCGUGCUGGGCCCGCUGGCGUACCAGCCGCUGCCGUUCAGCAAGGCCGGCAACCCCGUCAUGAGCACCGUGGCGUUCCUCGCCUCGGUCGUCGACCCCAGGAUUGCUUCCAAGGCCACGCGGGCCGCCAUGGACGAGUUCGGCAAGAUCAAGGACGAAGUGCCGGCGGCCAUGAUGGAGGCGCACGUGCGCGCGGCCGCGGAGCACGGCGCCGCCGCCGCGCUCGCCGCCACCGGCAUCGCCGGCACUGCGCCGCCGCCGCCGCCGCCGCCACGCGCGGACUCCGCCGCAGAGAAGAAAGACGAAAUGAAGACAGAAGCGAUGGAAGUGGAAGAGAGUGGCGAUGCGCAGAAGGUGAAGGAGGAACCGGCGGAGGCGGCCGCGGAGGACAAGGACGAGAAACCUGACACACAACCCGCAGCUGAUGAACCUCCAGCGACUGUUGACGCGAAACUUCAAUCAGCUGCGUCGGCUGCGUUGGCCGCGGCGGCGGUCAAGGCGAAACACUUGGCCGGCGUCGAGGAGCGCAAGAUCAAGUCGUUAGUGGCUCUGCUGGUGGAGACCCAGAUGAAGAAACUGGAGAUCAAGCUGAGGCACUUCGAGGAGCUCGAGGCAACCAUGGAGCGCGAGAGAGAAGGUCUGGAGUACCAGCGACAACAGCUUAUCCAAGAAAGACAGCAGUUUCACCUGGAGCAGCUGAAGGCGGCAGAGUUCAGGGCGCGGCAUCAGGCGCACCAGAGGAUGCAAGCGGAGAGCGGCGUAGGCCCGACGCCGGCGGCCGACCAGCCUCCGGAGCCGGCGCCGGCGCCGCAGCUGCCGCCCGCUCACGCGUAGACACGGGAAACUAUCACUAGGGACCUCGGGAUUCGGAACUCAAAUCCACAAUACAAUUGAACUGUUUUAUCGACGAACUAUUCUCACUUGUUCUAAUUUCCUAUGUUAAGCUACUGCUUUGUUCAGUACAAUUACUGAGAACGAAUCUUUUCAACCACAAAAAAAUGAGGUCGAAAGAAAUGAAAUAAUGACAAGGAAACGUUUCCUUGUGAAACUUUUUCAUCGGACCAGAGGGCGAAGUGCGGGUUUGCAUUUCACUUCUCACUAUCGAAUCGAUUCGAAGUGAAACUCGGCGAACCAAUCACAUUGCGGUGUGGUUGUCAUUGCGUCACAAUGGCGAACUGUGAUUGGUUAGCUGCGUCUCCUUCGAAUCGAUUCGAUGGUGAGAUGUAAAUAGCAAAGUCGCACUACGUACACAGAUCUAUCAUCUAUUCAUGUUUCACAAUAUUAUCGAUCGUGAUAGAUAUCGCCAUCUCACUCGCCGUUGUAGACAUUAUCGUAAAUUAUAACAACCCCAUAAUACAGUAGCACUGCAUUGCGGUGAAUUUAAAAUUCUGUAAUUUUAUUAUUUAUAUCUAAUCAUAGCUAAUACGUGCAGACUUCGCGUGGAAAAUCACUACAUAGUAAUAAUAAAACAAGGUCACUUCCCGCUGUCUGUCCGUAUGCUAAGAUCUUUAGAACUACGCAACGGAUUUUGAGUGGCAGGUUUAGGCGUAUAAUUCAUUAUGGUUUUACUCGAGCGAAGCCGGGACGGGCCGCUAGUGUCAACUAUAGAUGAAAAUGUUUCUAAAAAUAUCCAGAAGAAAUUCAAAAUUAUUGUAUGAAUUUAUGUGUGCAACCCGUUAUAGAUCUUUAUUCUUAUGGGUAUGUGGAAUGUAUGUUAUAGAUUUAAGUACGUAAUUUUAUUAUAGCAAAUAAGUUUGUAUUGUAGAAAAUGAUUAUUAUUUGUCAUAACGUUAAGUUAUGUAAUAAAUGGUCUUAUAAAUUAA
Molecule: messenger RNA, 3899 nt
Organism: Plodia interpunctella (Indianmeal moth)
Lineage: Eukaryota; Metazoa; Arthropoda; Insecta; Lepidoptera; Pyralidae
Gene: mor
Product: moira
Exons: 20
Coding region: 151-2910 (919 amino acids)
Biological process (GO): positive regulation of DNA-templated transcription
Cellular component (GO): SWI/SNF complex
Molecular function (GO): DNA binding; histone binding
Source: RefSeq, a predicted model, not a curated record